This is a messenger RNA of Alternaria ethzedia, 1539 nucleotides long. RefSeq lists its product as uncharacterized. The transcript has a single exon. NCBI's taxonomy places the organism in Eukaryota, Fungi, Ascomycota, Dothideomycetes, Pleosporales, Pleosporaceae. Gene Ontology annotation, molecular function: protein binding. The record is from RefSeq and is a predicted model, not a curated record. Bases 1 to 1539 code for a protein of 512 amino acids.
AUGGCCAUCACGAACCCGACGCCCAACCAGCCCCAGCACGACGAGGACGACAUCGACGUACAUGAUGUGGACAACACCCUAGACGCCGAGGAGGCGGAAGAGAUUGUGGAGGACGAUGGCGACGUGCCCAUGGACUCAGACGACGAGGGUGACGAGGGUCGCCAAGAGAUGGAGAUGGAGAUCAACCUCCAAAACGACUCGGUCGCGCAUUUUGACGAGCACAAGGACAGCAUCUUCUGCAUAGCGCAACACCCCGUACACCACGAGAUUAUCGCGACAGGAGGCGGCGACGAUGUCGGCUACAUUAUCGACGCGUCUUCGGCGGCAGCGGCGCAACCGAGCAGCGACGGACAGCCCACCGAGCGCGAGGGCCUGAAGAGCAUCUUCACCCUAGACGGACACAAGGACUCAGUCAACGCCAUCACAUUCACCCAGCCAAAGGGACAAUUCGUCGCGACAGCUGGCUUGGACGGAAAACUGCGCGUUUGGCAGGGCGUCCCCGACGGCAAGAAGUGGAAAUAUCUGGCAGAGGCACAAGAGGUCGAGGAGAUCAACUGGGUUAUCCCCAACCCGUCGCCCGACCACCCCAACGUCGUCGCGCUCGGAGCCAACGACGGCUCAGUGUGGGUGUACCAGAUCAGUACAGAGAAGAACAACGAGCUACAGGUCCUACAAGCAUACUACCUCCACACCGAGACCUGCACUGCCGGCACGUGGUCGCCCGACGGCUCGCUCCUCGCUACCAUCUCCGAAGACUCGAGUCUAUACGUGUGGGAUGUCUUCGGCGAUGCCGCAUCCCAAGGUCUUACCGCGACGACCGAUUCGCAAGCCGUGGUAGGCCUGACAGGUCUGGACGAGCGCUUCCGCGUUGAGGGCGGACUAUACUCAGUCGGCAUCCCGCCCUCGGGCGCUUUCGUCGCAGUCGGUGGCCCCGAAGGCCAAAUUCGCAUCGUCGGACUCCCCCGUCUUUCUCUCGCUGCGCCCGCGCAAGCGUCUACAUCAUCCAGCGGCGGAGGCGCAAAGAACAAAGCUGGAGGAGGCAAGCAGGCUGGCGCCAAAGGCGGUGCUUCGUCAGCUGGUCAAGCCGGACAGAUCUUGGCGAGUCUCCAAGCUGGAAGCGACAACGUCGAGUGCAUGAGCUUCUCCUCUGCACCACUCACACUCAUGGCCGCCGGCAACGUCGACGGCUCCAUCACCCUCUUCGACACCGCACACCGCUUCGCCGUCCGAAGGCGCAUAGAAGACGCACACGCCGACGACGAGUCACCACAAGCUGUCGUUAAGCUCGACUUCGUUGCCAAGGAAGGCCCCGGAGGUUGGCUGUUGACCAGUGUGGGAUACGACGGUGUUUUGAAGCGAUGGGAUGCACGAGGUGGAACAGCUGCGGCUGGAAAGGGCCUUGUAGGCGAGUGGAAGGGACACCGGGGAGGUGGUGAAGGAGGAGGUAUCAUGGCCUUUGUACAAGGAGAUGGUGAGACAGUCGUCACAGCGGGUGACGACCAUGUCGCGCUAGUUUUCAAGACGCCUUUGACCCAGUAG